AAAUCGAACAUUUCGUGUCUGAAGUACCCUCAUCCACACCCCCAGCACCUCCAAAGCCUUCAUGGGGUGAUCUCAUGGACGCUGAGGACGGUGGGCUGGAGAAUGUUGAACCCUCCUGUUUCUAUAAUCCCUGGAGCACGAAAACCACCAGCCAGGUAGAGGAGCAGAAGGUAGAGGAGCAGAAGGAGCAGGCUAAAGAACAGCAGAUGCCUGUUAGAAUCAAGAAGCUCCCUAAGGAACGCCUCAGCAAGAACACCAAGACAGUCAAACUGAUGCUGAGGAAUCUUGACCCCAGUGUGGAUGACAGACGCCUGCAAGAAGAGUUCCUGCGAUUUGGAACUGUCAUCUCUGCAAAGGUGCUGAUGGAGAAUGGCUUCUCCAGAGGCACUGGGACUGUCAGCUAUUCAUCUCCUGAUGAAGCCAGAAAGGCCAUCUUGGAGAUGAACGGCAGGUUGUUGAGUGGCAGGUCGGUGUAUGUGACUCCGUCUCAGAGCAAGAAGGAGCAUGGAGGAAGGCAGAGAGAAAUGACGCAGAUUAGCCGGCCUACUGAACCCUACCCAAAUCCAUACAACAACAACCACAGCCACAGCGUGAACUGGGAGAAAAGCAGUAGGACAAGACCACGAGCAGAGCGCAAACCACACUGCAGUCCAUGGAUGCACAGGUCGCCUCUGUGUCGCACCUACCCACUGGAUGAAUAAAUAUAUAUUACAAUUGCAAUAUGUUGCAUAAAUGGUCUGGAUCUUUAUCAUAGUAAAUAAAAGUUGGUGUAAAUAACUCACACAGUAACAGCAGUAAAUGUGGUCUCUUUCUCUUUUUUUUGCUUUUUUUUUCUUGAGGUAGAUAUGAACACUUCAUGAUCUGUGCUUCUUCUUGAUCUUUGGUUAUAUC
Molecule: messenger RNA, 891 nt
Organism: Ictalurus punctatus (channel catfish)
Lineage: Eukaryota; Metazoa; Chordata; Actinopteri; Siluriformes; Ictaluridae
Product: polyadenylate-binding protein 1-A-like
Exons: 6
Coding region: 75-701 (208 amino acids)
Cellular component (GO): cytosol
Molecular function (GO): mRNA binding
Source: RefSeq, a predicted model, not a curated record